Adineta ricciae is the source of this 1665-nucleotide messenger RNA. Lineage: Eukaryota; Metazoa; Rotifera; Eurotatoria; Adinetida; Adinetidae. The record is from the annotation of a GenBank genome assembly.
AUGGCGGAUGAAUUCGAUCCAUUGAAACAAGAUUCUAUCAAACCAGCGACUGAAAACUUGUAUUCUACCGUACAGAAGAGUACAGCGAAUAAAGAUGAUCUUCUGCGUCCUCAGCAUGAAAUUGUGAUGAAACCGGAGCAGGUUGCAACUGAUAAGCCAACAGAAGAAUCUCCUUCGUCACCAAUUUAUCAUAAACUUGAUUUUACUAGUAAUGCAGCUAAAGCUCCAGUUCGAACUGCAACGACACAAGAUACUCCGGAGUCAUCCUCAUCACCGUCCGCUGCUACGCAAAAACCUUCCCCCAACAUCCCUCCACCUAUGGCGAAAGUGAAUGAAGACAUUGACACGUCCUAUUGGGAAAACUCUCAAUAUUAUGAGGAACAUGGCUAUGAAACAGGACCACCGCCAGCUUAUUAUCCCGAAGAAUACUAUGAAGAAGAGUCCGGAUCUAAACGGCGAAUGAUAUCUGCUACUAUUGAUCGUAUCGUACAACGUUUUCCUACCUUAGGUCUUUUCUACAAACCGUCUCACAACUCAGAAUCGUAUACGACUGAAUAUGCUGGACAAGAAUAUGUCGAAGAAGUUGACGAUGAUCAGGCUCCACAAUUAGUCGAUGGCAACACAUUAGAACGUGAAUUAACAGCUGACGAGUUAGCUCUAGGUGGACGUUAUUCCAAUAAAGCGCGUACUCAAAUCAUCGAACUUCAAAAGAAACCUCAAACACAACCAGUUGACGUUUCUAUUCACCACGAUACAUAUACAAUAUAUUCAUGUGAUGUAGGACGAAGUGUAAUUGAAAUUUUUGAUAUGUACGGCAAACUACAACAUGUUAUUGACGAUCAAACAAUGGUCAAAUUUCAACCUACAGCUAUUGCCGUUGCAUUUGAUGGCACAGUUAUUGUCGGCAGUCAUUUCAAUCAUCGUUUUCAUAUGUAUUCACCUCUUGAACCAACCGAGGAUGAAUCAAAUCCUUCCAAUGCCAAGGCUCAGUCUAUUUACCACUAUCAACAAUUUAAAUUAGGUGGACCUGGUAGCAAUCUUCAUGAAUUUCAACAUCCAGCUGGCCUUUCGAUCGACUAUAAUGAUGGUUAUUUAUACAUAUGCGAUAGAGGAAACUAUCGCAUACAAGUUCUUCGACCCGAAGGCGUUUGUGAACGCGUGAUGGAAUUAUAUUUACAAGAAGAAGAAGAAAUAAUUCAUAUUGCUCCUAAUCAAAUCGCUCAUCAACAAAUUGGCGAGAACGUUGUUUGCCUCAUUGGAUCAGGCGAUGCGAUAUGCUUCAUUCCGAAAUAUAGUGAUGGCGAGGUCUAUGUUGAGCCACUAUAUAUUGUGGAUAAUAAUGGUGUUGGUCUUCAAGGUGCGUCUGGAAUAGCAAUCGAUUGUAACGAUCGGAUCUUUAUUUCUGAUACGGGACAUCAUCGUAUCGUUAUUUGUACACCAGAAGGUGGUUAUAUCACACAUUUUGGUAGUGAGGGUAGUGGACCAGGUGAACUGAAACGCCCGUGUGGUUUGGAUAUUACUGCUGAUGGCACAGUUGUAGUUGCUGAUGGUGGAAAUGGACGAUUGCAGCUGUUCGGUUCAGUACGCGAACGAACGGCCGAAGAAACGAAGCCAACCGAAGAAAAGAAGACUUCAACAGAAAAAUCCACUAAUCCAUUUGCUUAA